Molecule: messenger RNA, 7850 nt
Organism: Dermacentor silvarum
Lineage: Eukaryota; Metazoa; Arthropoda; Arachnida; Ixodida; Ixodidae
Product: ras-responsive element-binding protein 1-like
Biological process (GO): regulation of transcription by RNA polymerase II
Cellular component (GO): nucleus
Molecular function (GO): RNA polymerase II cis-regulatory region sequence-specific DNA binding; DNA-binding transcription activator activity, RNA polymerase II-specific
Source: RefSeq, a predicted model, not a curated record
CCCCCCCCCCCCCAACCACCGCCGCCAAGGUAGGUGGUUGUGUUAGGAUUCCCCUUGUUUUUCGCCGCAGUGUGCCUUAAACGUUGCGAUCGGAUGUCGAGCAACGACCACCGAGCGUCAACGAUCACAGCCGGCGACGAGUAAGCUGUCGGCUUAUCACGAGGUGCUUGUUUGUCAAGACACCGCAGAGUGCCUUCCUGGUUUGCUGUGGACAACUGAUGCCUGGCGGCUGCUGAAAUUCUCGAUGAGACAUGAAUGGAGAGCCUGGGAAGCUGUCUCCUGUGCGCCCUGAUCAAAGAUGAUGGUGCAGGAGACACUGAGAAAGAUUCAAGCACUGAUGACCAGCUUCACCCUGGACAAGCAGCAUCACCUUUAGGCAGACCUAGCAGCCUUCCUUCGAAACUUGGCAACAGCGGAACCGAACUUUCAACGAACGAAAACCAAGAUAUUCACCAAGAUGGAGAUCUGCAGAGAGACACUAUAGCAGCCAAAAGAAAACAUUCUUCGGUGGAAGGCCCUCACAUAUGCCCCGUGUGUGAUGAUGUACUGGGCUCAUCGCAUGCCUUAACCCUCCACAUCCGCCAGCACAACCCGACUGACCACUCGCACACCUGUCGGCUCUGUGGCAAGACGCUGAGCUCAGCCAGCUCUCUGGAUCGACACAUGCUGGUGCACUCUGGCGAGCGGCCUUUCAAGUGCACCGUUUGUCACAUGGCAUUCACCACCAAUGGCAAUAUGCACCGGCAUAUGCGCACACACGCAGGACCCGAGGAAUCUGAGGGGCCCUCCCGGCGGGGUCAGAAGCGUCCACCUGAGGUAGACACCCCCCCACUGUCUCCCGUCCCUGAACAGGUCUCCUGUCCUGUUUGUGGAAAGGCGUUCCUGUGCCGGGCUGGCCUGGCCAGCCACAUGGCCACCCACCCGCAUGACCCCAUCCAGUGCACCCAGUGCUGCCAGGUGACAGCCAGCUAUGCAGCCUACCUGGACCACCGCUGUGGACCUCAGGAAGUGGCACCCCAGGGCCCUGGCUUCCAUGACCUCACAUUUGUGGACUUUUCCACUGGCAAGUUCUCACUUAUUGCUAAGUCAUUGUGUGAGAGCCAGGCCCGACGACCGAGCAGUGCCUUCCACACAUUUGAGUGCAACCUCUGCAAGCGUGCAUUUCCGUGCAGCAGUGCCUUGCGCCUGCAUGCCCAGGCCCAUGGGCGGGGUACCUUUUGCCCUAGCUGCAGCUGCGACUUCCCUAGCCCUCGUUUUUUAGAGGCACAUCAGCUCAAGCAUCGCCGAGCUGAACAGUGUGGUGCUCCGGCUUGUAGCAAGGAGGACUUUUUGGCCUUGCUUGAGCUUCAGACACGAUCAUCAAGUGCUGCUCUGGAGGAGACUGUUCCUCACACCAAAGAGGAGCAUUUUGAAAGUUAUGCUUAUUUCAAUGGUAGCACACCUAGGCCGGAGAAAGAGGCAGGCCAUGACUUUGCUGACAUUCAAUCUAUAAUAUCGGUGACAUCAAAAGCUCCAUUGGCAGCAACUUCACCAGGCCAGAGCGGAGCCUCUCCACGACCUGGCUCACCGCUGGAGGCUGACUCUGCUAGCCCUGAUAGUGGCAAACCUGAAGAGGGAAUACGAGAUGAAUCUAAUGCUGAAGAGGAAGGCCAGCCACAGUUUGCUUGCAAGUUGUGCCACAUGUCUUUUCCAAGUCUUGGCCUGUUGCGCAAGCACAGCCAGCUUCAUUCUCAUGGGUCAACACCUUAUGCUUGCAAUGUUUGCUCAUACACAAGUAUGGACAAGAGCACUCUUAUACGACACCUUCGAACACAUAAUGGAGAACGGCCUUUUCAGUGUGCUAUUUGUAAGUACGCUUUCACUACCAAGGCGAACUGUGAAAGGCAUGUACGAAAGAGGCACAAGAAGUUGACUAAAGGUGAAGUACGGGGAGCCAUGCAAUACAACCCACAUAUGGCUGAACGAAGUACAAAUUCUGAAGCUCUGGCUCCUGAAGUGGGCAGCCUGGAAACAGUGUGCAAGUAUUGCAGUGUAGACUUUAAGUUUAACAGAGUGUUGCGUCACCACUUGCGCUCUCUGCACAAUAGCUGCAGCAGGAAGCCAUUUUGUUGCAACAUAUGCAAACUGGGCUUUUCCACAAAGAACAAUUGCAUUCGACAUGCCCUUAAACAGCACCCAGACAUGCGUGAUCGCCUGGCACAAGUUGUGGCUGCUAAGCCACUAGCUCUCAGUGAUUCUUCAGAGGAUCUCACUACAGGCAGCAUUGAAGACAGUCCCCAGAAGACAACGUCCACUGAUGUAGAAGCUCCACUCAGCCAGCCUCCAGCACCUGAGGAACCACCCCCUGAGGAGCCUCACAGGGACCUGUGUCUGGACCUGUCAUCACCAAACCCUUCCGAAGCCAGGACUUCAUCAGAAGCUGCAGAGCCACUCAAUUUGACCCUCAAGCCAGUUCGCGAUGGGGUCACAGGUGAAAGUGAAACCAACAACAAUGAUGACCAAGUUAUUGCUGCCAAAAGCUUGGUUUCCCUGUCUGAGCUUCCCCCUCCACAAGAGGAGCCAUUGGACCUGGCAGUUCAUGCCAUAGAUCUGAGCUGGAGAAACUCCAACAGUCCUGAACCACUUCAAGUAACUCAUUCCGCUAGUCCCUGUGCCACAAUUCCACCACCGCCGCUGCCACCGCCACCACCGCCACCAUUACCACUGACUUCAAGUCAGCUCCUUCAGCCCAGCUCAAAAAACCAGUUGCCUCCCAAGACUCCUCCUCUUGGGCGUCCACCUGUCAAUGGAUUGCCUUCAGCUCGAAACCCAACUAUACUGGAGUCCUCUAGUGCCAGCGAUGACGUCUACAAAAUGACAUUUAAAAUGGUCAAUGAAAAGCUUUCACCAAAGAACCAGAGAUCUUUUAGUUGUGUGUACUGUUCUGCAGGAUUUACUCUUAAGUCUAACAUGGAGCGGCACAUCAAAAGAAAGCACCCAGAAUAUGCAAGGCCCACACGAAGUCGUAACUUCAUUCCAACUAUGAGUAGUCCUGGUUCAUCAAAACCUUUUUCAUCAACUCUGUCUGAUGAAACGCGGACUGCUCUCAGGGUUGUUUUAAGCAGCAAAGCCAACAAAGCAGUUGAUGCUGCCGAGGCUGUGCCCCCUGCUACGAGCCAAGAACAGCAAACAAAAGUAGAGUCGAAAGAUGACCACAAGGCCGUCGAAGACUUGUCCAGCCGAAGUGUUGAGAAUGGCAGUGAUGAAGGCUCAGCAGAUUUGGCUAGUGUUUCGUCUGUGAUCCACACUGCCAACUCACAGGUAUUUCAGCAGUACCUGCUGGAUGAGAAAGGUUUACCUGAGGAAACACAGGAAACAGGCACUGGUGAAUGCAGUGAGAGUGAUGGUGGGGAGCAUCGUGAGCGAAAACGAAGCUCAUAUACUGACUCACCAAACAGUGUUGCCUGUCCCUACUGUUCUCGGAAAUUCCCGUGGACGAGCUCAUUGAGACGACAUAUUCUGACGCACACUGGCCAGAAGCCUUUCAAGUGUGAGAGUUGCCCUAUCUGGUUCACCACAAAGUCCAACUGUGAACGACACUAUGUGCGCAAACACGGGCGCCAUGGCGAUCUUUUGACACGUUGUGUGCCUGAACGCCCAUUCAAGUGCAAUAUCUGCCCAAGCAGCACAUUUUCAACACGAGGAAAUCUGCGCAAACACUACUACAUCAAGCAUUGGUCUCGCAAUGGGACUGACAAGAAUGCUCGCAUGCCGACUGAUGGGGAUAGUGAGCCACAAAAUGACGACUCACUGGAUGCCAUGGACGAUGCCGGAGAAGGUAGCUCGGACAAUUGCAGCGAAGGCAACCACGAACGCCCUGACCGACUGCACUGCCCAUGCUGUGAUGCUGCCUUCAGUACAGCUGCCGAAGUUGAGCAUCAUGUGGGUCAGCUCAUUGAGGUGCCAUACCGCUGCCACAUAUGUGAUCGGGCCUUUGUGCAGCGAUCUGACUGCCUGUCCCAUUUGCAGUCAGAGCACACAGGCCUGCAGCUGCCUGCAAACAUGGAGCAUGAGGUUGUAGCAGCUCACAUGAAGAAUGACAGGCUGGACUCCAAUGACGACUACACGCUGCGCCGCAUUGCUUGUGUCGUCUGCCUGCGUAGGUGUGUGUCCAGUGAUGGCCUGAAGAGGCAUGUGCUUAGCUGCCAUGUGGUAGAUGAAUUUGCUUGUGACAUAUGCCACCAGAAGCUCCCCUCAAAGAGCAGUGUAGCCCGACAUAAGCGCAAGCACCACGAUUUGCCUUUGUCUGAGCUGGGAGAUAGCUCAGAGGAAGAGGGACAGGACUUGGGCAAGCCCAAGCCCAAUCACAAACAUUCCUCAAAGAAACUACUCCUCCUUGGGAAGCAGAAAAGGAAGGCUGGUGAUACAGCAGAGGCCUGCAAUGUGGCAACCAAAAGCCCUCAUGAAUGUGGCAAUGGUGAUCUCAUCCAGAACCUCUUGGGAAUCCAGGACUCUAAGAUCAUUGAUGAGAUGCUGAUGAAUCCUGCUGAUUCAGCAGCAAGGCUGCUGGGGGUAAAACAAGUCUGAUUCCUUACAUGUGAUUCCUGCCUAUAACUAAAGUUAGGGAGGAAUAAGUUCUGCUUGCUCUGCAAAGCAAUAUGUUACCCAAAGCGUUUGGCUGUUUCAUAGGCUUGACCUUUUGGAGAAGUUGUAAAUCUGUAUAGACAUGUGGUGCAAUUGUUUAUGCAAGUCAUUUUUACUGCUCAAUACACAGAUUGUUUUGUAUUUCUUUCCCAUUCAUUUGGGGUCAAGUGUUAACAUGCUGUUGCUGAAUGUCGUUACAUAGUAGCAUUGAUUGUGUGUGUAUUUUGCUUAUAAGUUAUUGCACCAAGCUGAGUAUUUCAGCAUGCAGUGAACUGUAUGGUUCUUUUGAUUUUGUGUAUAAUUUUUUACUGUAAAUUUUGAGGCAAUGUUUUACAAGCCUGACUUGCAUUCUGUUAUGCACCUGUUGCACGAUGUGUACAUAAUUGCACUUUCUGUGAUUUUAGAAGUAAUGGAGAACAUGUUAUAAGAGCAAUAUAGCUGGUAUGCGUGGCUCUUUGUUCUGAAGCAAAGAGGAAACACAAUCAAGAAUCAUUCCACACUGAAUAGUAGUGAAAUACUAGUACAAUAACAAAUGAAUGGCUCGUUUAGCUGCACUAUAUAUAUUUUGCCAUGCAUGCCUUCAAUUUGGCACUACUGGUGAUGCCACUGGGUCCAGACUUGGCCAUAUCAUUCAGCACAUGGGACCAUUUGACAUAUUGCCAGCACUAUCAAAGUUACUUUGACUGCAGUGAAGAGAUAGACAUAUCACAAACAUUCCUUAUCAAUGCAGUCAAAGCUCAGGGCCACCUGUUGCCACUCCAGGAUGGUUUUCAAGCCUAGACCUUGCAGUGCUUAUCCCAAAGCGCCUGAUAUUGUAGAAAAUUAGAUAUAGGGCCCACAUUCCAUAUUUUGGGGCAAGCAUUAUGUAUUUUUUAUGUGUGUAAUUUAUACGCACCUUCAUAUACAGACAUGCACACCCAUACAGUGCUGUAGGGUUGUAUAUGACACACUGCUGCCUUCUUUGCUUGCCGCUAUGCAGACUCGCUCGCUAUACUCUUGGUGCCUUUUUGCUGCUGUGUUCUGAGUAGUUGGUGCAUUCAGCAGAGUUCCUUUGCCUGUGCCCACUGUUAUGCGCUGUGCUUCGCACCCAAGUGCACUUGCUUUCUACUGUUGCUGUUCAUAUAUAAAGUAGCACCGUCCAUGUAUGAAUGAAAAAUAUUUGCAACCAACUUGAGUCAUUUUGGAUUGACGCCUGUAUUGAAUCUUGCUGCCGCAUGCCUUUCAAGCACAUCAAAGUGAAAAGACAGCACAAAUAAGCACAAAAUAACUACCUGUGACCUCAGGAGAUAUGUUGUCUGUCUGAAUCGUAUCGCUAUCGAAGCAUUAUACAUGUGUGGAGAGCAUGUUUUAUGACGUUCAAUUUUGCUGCCACCUAUUUCUGUUUUCACGGAGCUUUCCAAAGUUUAGUAUUGUGGCAUGUUUGUAAUCUCUGGAGAAUGAAAGGUCUGCUUUCGGUAAAUAUGUCAACAAUUAUGUAAAGCAUUUCUUCGUGUGAUGAACAAAUCUUUAAGGGUUUAGUAUGAACAAACUAUGUGGCACCAGCAUCACUUCAGCUAUAAUUUGUAUUGGUAACUGACUAUAAUGUGUGAAAUGCUUUCUAGCAAUUGUACUCAAUGGCCUGCCAGUGAGCAUCCAAAUAAAUGCAGGGUGAAUCCAGAGGAAGAUUCUUAGCCUUCCUCUGGAUUCUCUUUGCAUUUAUUUGUAUGUCAAGGAAUCUAUUGAGGUUUGCAGAAAAUAUCUCCCAGUCAUCCUGCAAGAUUGAUUGCCCUCACAGGCAGGCAAACUGGCCAUACAAUACAAUGCAAUGCUAACCAAAUUAUCAUUGCCACUGAUUGCCUCCCCACCAUGCCGAGCACUUCCAACAUCUGUGGCUGCCAGGUGCUGUUAAACCUGCACGUCAUAGCACUUAUCUAAACCAUGAAAAAUUGACCAGUUUGAUUCAAUGCAGGGCCCACUUCACUGAACCAUUUCCCUUGAAAACUGCCAAGGAGCAGUUGUACAGGAUUUAUUAUGCCGCAUAUAACAUGUCUCCGAUUCAAAGGCAUGUAGAGCUCUGGGCACAAUAUCUAUUGCAGGUAUUUGAAAUGUUUAAUAUAAAACACGCAGAUGGAAAGCCAGGGACACGAUAGGGGAAUGGUGUCUGCCCAUACUGCUGAAGCCUUGAGCACCUUCCCACGACUUUCAAGUCAUUGCCUGCUUGGUCAUCACAUUGUUGCAUAUUGCAGGUUUUCCAACUCCUGAGCUCAGCUUCUUGCUCAGGCUUUUUACUCUGGAAAGGUGGGAAUGGGCACCGAGAGUCAUACUGCCACUGCUGUGGUAAAAUGAGAGUGACAAAAUAUGUAAGCAAAUGUAGUGUGUGGCCUUCCCAGCUCCCUUCCUUUCACUCCCCAUCCUCGUCAUCUGGGUGCCCCCUCCCCUCCUCCCUGAAAAAAUUUCUGGCUACGCCACUGACUCCGACUCGUGUUUCUGGUUGGCAUUAAAGUGGGACCACAGUAUCUAUGACCGGUCAUACUGUGUUCAAGUACAACUCGGCAAGAAAGCAUUUCAUGCAUUAAACAUAUUAUCAGUGACAGGUUACACCAUACUUUCUUUUAAUUUGGCAUACAUUUUACUCAAAAAGCUGCACUUUAUUAUUGUUCCUCCUCUUAGGUGCUCAGUACUUAAAUUGCUCAUCACUCCUGCAUUAUUUUGAAUUACAGGAUGGCUUGAGAAUUCUUGAAUUCUAAAUAGGUUCUGUAGCAAAAAACUGAAAAACUUCAAUAGGACUGUACUUAGGUCUGUUCUCUGUUUCUGUUUACAGUGUUUACAAAUUUUGAUGCCACUUGAGUUUACCGAGAAGUUAGAAUAAUGAUGUGCUCCUUCGGCGUACUUUCUUUCCUUUGCUUAUCAGAGAUUGUGUGUGUUCGUAGACAUAUGUGAAUUGUUCUGUGCACCGUUGUGCAUUUUCUUGCCUUGCUUUCGUGCCUAUGAACUUUAUUGUGCAGUUGUAGACUGCAGAACUAGUCGCACUUUGGCAGUUUGCUGCUCAUUAGACAUUGUCAGCAUCUGCUGCUGUUAAUGGCUUCACCGUCGCUUUGUUGACAGCAUAUACAUAUUGCCUAUCUAAACAAAAGCACAUGCUGUAUAAUUUUUAGACGUGUAUAACUGGUGCUAGCCGCGCUGGCAGCGAUUGAUUUUAUCAACAUGUGUAAGUCUGUUUGUUUCGCAAUAAAAGUGUUCUUACAGUU